AUGUUCGGAGCAAGGUUUGAUCCAAGUGCUUUGGAGAGUGAUGUUGUUGAUGUCACACCCAGGAGGAAUCUUCUUAUUCGAAAGAGAAAGAUUAGUGAGGUGGUAGACAAGGAAGAAGAUCUGGAAGAAGAACAAGAUCUGGAAGAGUCUAGUUCAGAAGAAGAGCAGGCAGAGCAAGAACUAUCUGAUGCUGAUGCUGGUUCUGAUUCUGAACCUGAACCUUCAGAACAAGAUUCUGAAUCUGAACAAGAGGAAGAUGACAACAUGAGCAUAGACGAAGAAGAAGCAGGUUCUGACAAAGACGAAGAAGAAGUCCAACAAGACAAAGACUACGUUUCCAAACAUCAGUCAAUAUUCUCCAAAUUCAAAAAGUCUAUACAAGUAGAAUCAACAGAAACAGAAGAAAUAACCGAUGACCCAAUUGAAGUUCAGGAUUUAGCACCACUUCCCCAACCAGCAUUACCCAAGGACAGAAAACUUGUAUCUACCACCACCCAUUUGAAAUCGUUGAAUUGGUUAGCCACUCCAAUAUACGCAUCGCCAAGUGACACCAAACCAUUCACUGAAUUCCCAUUAUCUCAAUUCAUGCAACGGAACUUAACCAGUAACAACUUCACCAAUGCAUUCUCAGUGCAAAUUGCCGUGUUAAACCUUAUGUUGCAAGACAUUCACGAUCAUAAAUUACAGCCAGAUGUAAAGGGAGACAUUUUAGUGAAUGCAUCUACUGGUUCUGGUAAAACAUUAGCAUAUCUGAUUCCAAUAAUUGAGAGUUUGCACACAAGGGUGGUUCCUAGAAUAAGAGCAAUUAUAUUGGUCCCUACAAAACCCUUGAUUAAUCAAGUUAGAUCGACAUUACUUGUUUUAUCCAAGGGAACAAACUUGUCUGUUGUCAGUUUAAAGAAUGACAUUUCCAUUAAGGACGAAGCUAGUAAGUUAAUUGAGAAUGUCCCUGAUAUCAUUGUGUCUACCCCCGGUAGAUUGGUCGAACACAUUCUUCAAAGUUCAAUUGACUUGAGUGCAUUGCAAUUCUUGGUGAUUGAUGAAGCCGAUAGAUUGUUAAACCAACUGUUUCAAAACUGGUGCCAGAUUUUACUCUCAAAGAUUGAUAACAAUAUAAACAUUGCCGAGGAGUGGAAAUUACCAGUGCAGAAGCUUAUCUUCUCGGCAACAUUGACCACUGAUGCAGGGAAAUUAAGCUCUUUGCAAUUUCAAAAACCACGAUUGGUGAUUGUCAAUGAUGAGAAGGAGUUGGUUAAUGAAAUAUUCACUGUUCCUCCUACAUUAUCUGAAUUCAAAUUACAAUUUGGAAGUGCAAAAUCUUCGAUAAAACCAUUAAUCUUGACAAAGUUCUUGAUAUCUCAAGGCAAGUUAUCUAACGUGUUGAUCUUUACCAAAUCUAACGAAUCUUCAUUAAGAUUGAGUAAAUUGUUGCAACUUCUCUUUUCACAAUUGAACAAGAACGUGAAUAUAGCAUACAUGAACUCUACCAACAACAGAUCGUCCAUCCGUACCAAAAUCCUCAAGGAAUUCUCCAACCAAACCAUAAACAUCUUAGUUGCUACCGACUUGAUUGCCAGAGGUAUCGAUUUGGUGACAAUCACAGACAUAGUGAACUAUGACUUGCCCAACAGUUCACGAGAAUACGUGCAUAGAGUGGGUCGUACAGCCAGAGCAAACAAUAUCGGGCAAGCAUACAGUUUGUGUUUCGGAAAGGGAGAGAUUAAAUGGUUUGACAAGAUUUCUAAAGACGUGGGUAGGAAACGCGAUGUGGAAGCUAUUGAUGCUAGUGUUAAGGAGUUGAUUAACAAGGAGGAUGAAGAUGCUUAUGCUAAUGUGUUGCAAGAAUUGAAAUCUCAAUUGAAGUGA
Messenger RNA from Spathaspora passalidarum NRRL Y-27907, 1866 nucleotides. RefSeq names its product putative ATP-dependent RNA helicase. The record is from RefSeq and is a predicted model, not a curated record. The transcript has a single exon. The coding region runs from base 1 to 1866 and encodes 621 amino acids. NCBI's taxonomy places the organism in Eukaryota, Fungi, Ascomycota, Pichiomycetes, Serinales, Debaryomycetaceae. Gene Ontology annotation, cellular component: nucleus. Gene Ontology annotation, molecular function: nucleic acid binding; ATP binding.